AUGGCCUCUCCUCUUCCUGACCUUGACUUCCCACAUUUUCCUGCCCCACCACCUCCGGCAGUGAAACCCCCGCCACCACCUCGCACCAUUCCUCCUCCACCUCCCCAUAUCAUUCCGCCACCACCUCCGUCGUCACCGCACCAUGGUGGCUCUACUGUUAUAAUUAUCAUUUUUGUCUCGUGUGGUUGUCUCCUUCUCCUUGCAUUCUUUGCGAUUGCUCUCUUUUGCAUCAUCAUCAAGAAGAAGAAGAAGAAGGAGAAGGUACAAGAAACCGAUAUUGUACAUGUUCAUGAACACUUGAAGGUGAAGGAGGCUGUUGUGAAGGGACCUCGUGGAACGGAAGCUAUGACGCUAGCGAUUGAUGAUGAUGUGGAUGUUGAUGAAGAGAUCCGCAAGGAGGAGAAAUUUAAAGGUACACAUGCUAAACUUAAAUCUGCAGACGACAAUCCUAGUGCCAUUGAGGAAGGAGUAUCCACUUCCCAUUCAAGUCAACACCAUCUGGGACCCGAACCCUGA
Camellia sinensis is the source of this 516-nucleotide messenger RNA. RefSeq lists its product as uncharacterized. NCBI's taxonomy places the organism in Eukaryota, Viridiplantae, Streptophyta, Magnoliopsida, Ericales, Theaceae. Gene Ontology annotation, biological process: plant-type secondary cell wall biogenesis. The record is from RefSeq and is a predicted model, not a curated record.